This is a messenger RNA of Rotaria socialis, 948 nucleotides long. The record is from the annotation of a GenBank genome assembly. NCBI's taxonomy places the organism in Eukaryota, Metazoa, Rotifera, Eurotatoria, Philodinida, Philodinidae.
AUGUCUCCUAUUGACCCACCUUUGAAUGAUCAUAAUGAAAAUUAUUCUCGUCUUCUAUCAUCAGUAUAUGCAAUGACGUCAGGAGAACACCUUUUAUCACGCAAUAUAGAUUCUGAUGUUAUUGAACAUAUUCAAAUGGAAAAGGAAUGUUCAAAACAAGAUGAUUUAAGUUUAGUUUGGUCCGAUGACGUUUCAUUAGCAUUAUGUUUUUUAGCAAGUUUAGCUCAUAAUGGAGAAUAUUCUCAAGAACAUUUAUUACAACAAUAUUUUCGAUGGUGGAUGAAUGGUUAUAUGUGUCCAACUGGUCUUUGUUUUACUCCACGUACUCAUAUUAAAAAGAUUAUUGAUUCAUUCGGUGAAAGUCUAGCAACUCAAGGAUUAGGUCUUGAAAUCCACAUGGAUAAAAACCCACAUAAAAUUUCAUUGAAACCUGCAGCAUUAAUUCAAAUGUCUCCAAUUAGCUAUUUUUACUCAAAGCAUUCAUAUUCUAAACGUGUUGAAAUUGUCAACGAUUGUAUUAAACGAAUGUUUGGAAGAGAAACAUCAACGGAUGUGUUUGUUGCUUAUAUUGAAUUACUUGCUAAUGCUCUUAAUGGAUUGUCGAAACAAGAAAGUAUUAAUUUGAUUAAAUUAAAAAAGGAUUCAAAUGACUAUAUAAAUAGAAUUUUUUUUGACCUAAUUGAUUUACUUUUAAAUGAUAAUAAUAAUAUUGAACAAGGUGUUCAACUUGCUUUAGAAAAACAAUUUAUCGAACGAAAAGAAUGUCAAUAUCUUAAUCCUUUGGAUUCGAAUGAAAAUAUUCUUUUAACACUUUAUUUACAAAUAAGUGGUGCUAUUUAUAAUUCGAUUCCUGAUCAAUGGUUGAAUAAUAUUUAUGCAAAAAAUACAAUUGAAUCUUUAAUCAAAUGGAUUAUUUAUCAAAGAAAUAAAAACUUACAUUCAUUUUAA